Molecule: messenger RNA, 4292 nt
Organism: Siniperca chuatsi (mandarin fish)
Lineage: Eukaryota; Metazoa; Chordata; Actinopteri; Centrarchiformes; Sinipercidae
Gene: rtn2b
Product: reticulon 2b
Exons: 7
Coding region: 84-728 (214 amino acids)
Source: RefSeq, a predicted model, not a curated record
UGGGGAGGCCAAAAAAAGCCUGGAGUGCAAGCCAACACUAGAAGUGCAAGGAAGAGAGGAGAGCAAGCAGGAUCGUCGCUGAAAUGGCCACCAAACUUGUGGACCUGGUGUAUUGGCGGAACAUGAGGAGGACCGGUGUGGUGUUCACAGGGCUGGUGAUCAGCCUGGUCAGUCUGUUCCAGCUCAGUGCCAUCACCGUGGUCUCUCACAUCUGUCUGGGUGCCAUGUGUGUCACCUUCUCCCUCCGUCUCUACUACAAACUGCUGGAGCUGCUGCGCUGGAACCCCGGGGUCCACCCCUUCCAGUCGUAUCUGGAUUAUGACAGCACUCUGACAGAUAAGGAGACAGUGAUGCUAGUAGAGGAGGUGGUGCUGCUGAUCGCGUUUGCCAUCACAGAGAUCAAACGCCUGCUUUUCAUCGACAGCAUGGUCGACUCUAUUAAGUUUGUUGUGCUCCUGUAUCUGCUGACCUAUGUUGGCGUCCUAACCAACGGACUGACUCUGGUGAUAACUGCUGUGAUAGCUGUUUUCUCCAUUCCUCUGUUGUACAAAAAGCAGCAGGUGCGGACAAGGAGGAUGGUUAGAACAGUCAAAGCUUUCGUAAAGAGAAUCAGAAACCUGUGCCUGAGUCUGUAUGAUUCAGUGAGACCCUCUUCUGCCCCUGAACCUGCCCCAAAACCUGCCCCUGCAUCUGCACCUGUCCCCAAACAGAAAGCCAAGUCCAAGUAACUUGUUGGUCGCACGUUGAAAGCACCCAGGAUUUGGGAUUUGGAAAAUGUUGGAAUGGUACAUCCUCUGUGGGGCUGCUGGAGGGGCUGCUCAUUUCCAUUUCUCCACCAUGAUGUUUGUUUAUGGGAGCACGAUUUAAUUCAUCCUGACAGCUGAAACAAAGCUGCCAUUCACUCAAGGAGAGGGAGUGGAUGAGGAGAAGAAUUUUAUUUACUGAGAUGCUUUCUGUGGGCAGCAUUUAAUAUAAUCAGUUCACACAGCCAUCUCCUCCAAGCAGGGACAGCACAGAAUAUCACUGUUUUUUUUUCUUUGAUAACAGGUCUAUUUUUACAUAACUAGUGAGCACUGUGUUCCUGUUAAACUGCAGAAUUAUUCAUAAAGAAGCAGUGAAGCAUUAUUGCUGCUUUCAUUAUUUAGCAUCAUUCAUUGUUAGCUGGAUAGAAUAAAACUGACAUGAACAUCACCCGCCAUUAAUUAACAUGAAGGGUUUUGCGCUUGUUGCGUUACCUAAGUAACCAAAGUAUUAGCAAAAGCUUUUUAAGCAGCAACUCCUUACAACUUUUAUGAGACUUACAGUAUAUGAGAAAUAAUGAGAACAUUGUCCUCUGCUCUUCAUGCUAAUUGCAUUUAAUCAGGUCCAAACAGUGACUUCUUGUUGCUCUGGGGAUGGUUUAGUGAUUAUAGGUACAAAGUGUAGCAACAAAACACUCUUAACAAGUGAGAACAACCUCAACUGCCCUGCAGUGACUCUAAAUGAAUUUGAUUGAUCAAUGGCACAAAAGAUUUUAACUGUCAGUUUAAACUUGCAAUAACUGAUUUUUGCCACUCUGAGGCAGUGGAAACAAGCUGUGAACACAACUUUGAAAUAUUAUCACCUUUUAAGUUGAUAUGGUGAACUUGUUGGCAAACAGUUACACAUCCAGCAGAUACAGAGCAACAUUAGCAUUCAUUUGGAGUUGUGUUUGUGUCCACCUGAUGAAUAUAAGUCCAAUAUUCACUCCUUUUUUUAGCUCUGUUUUGCUCUCCACCAACUCCUUGCGGGAAAUAUCUGUCACUUUUGCUGCUAAAUGCUAAAUGCUCCACUAUGUUCACCAGCUAGUUGCUAACUUAUAGCAUAACAUUGCUAACUCAUAUGUCUGUCUGCCGUUUGGUGCUGGACAGGUAGUGUACGUUGGGUUGAAAAUAGCUGCCCGCUGCAGCCGAAAACAAGGCUUUGAGAGUGGUGAAAGUGAACCUAAACAGUAAAGUUUUCGACUGGAAAACCAAAACAAUGAGCUGAAAGAUGCUAAAAUGCUCUGUAGAGCUGGGGGGAACUGCAGAGUGAUAAUUCUCUGCAGGUUUGUCACUAAGAGCAACCCCUUUUACAUACAAGUAGUCAUGGAAUUCAUUGUUUAUAUAAAUAUAUUGAUAAUAGUGGCCUUAAGCUUGCCUGAACAUGUUUAUCUCUUAUUUCUCAAGUUGAUCUUUCAAACACUUGGAAAGUGGAACACAAAAUGCUACUAGGUUACUAUUAUGUUUGCCUACAUUCUUCUCACCUUUCACCUUUGGUUUCAGCCUGAUAUCUUAACUACACUAUAACUAUUUUGAGGACACACCACCUCCAGCCUGUUUCAGUUGGAUAAUUGUGUGAACCAGUUGCACCGUAACCUGUCUUCAGAGGACAUUUCAGUAGAUAAAACUACAAUUUACAGAUUUUAUACCAUUUGCAAAAUAUUUAUCGUGAUCAUUAAACAUUAGACAAAAAGCCAGUUACUUGAAUAAAGGAUUGAGACACAAAAAUGGGUCAAUGGACUCAUCUUGCGAGGCCAUGUCUCACUUCCAAAAAACAAACCAACAAAUGAAGCAGCAUCACAACAUGCCGCUGACCACUUGUGAAGAGAAAAGUGAUUGAGGGGUAGUUUGACAAAGAGGUGCAGGUCACUGGCAAAUGCAAAAAUCUCCUCUUUAGGAGGCCAUUUAAUUCCGAACUUCUUAUUCUGUCUCCAGUGCACUUUCAGGAAUUUCAUGGAAAUGUCAACAUCCUGAAGGUAGAAUCACUCCUAUAACAUCAUGAAAAUUACAUUUGACUUAAGAACCUGUUCUUUGAUAUUUUUGUCAGUCUACAACAUAACGAUUUAAUACUUCCAGCGAGGAUCUGACGUCUCCAUGUCAACAUUUUCUAAAUCAACCAAACUACUGAAGAAUGUGGUCAUUGUUUGUUUCCAAAAAAUAUCCAAGACAUCACCAUAAAAUUACACAAAACACCCCAUGAGGGAAAAUCCAAAUUUCACUGUAAUGCUAACCCGGCUUUUUUGGUUUUCAUCACAGAGGUGAAGGGGUUUCUUAUUGUUAAAGUAUCAGUAUUUUUGAACCAACAGGGCUGCAGAACAGUUGAAUGUGCUGCAUGAGUUAAUUGGACUAGGUUUGUGAAGAAUCUUUGCCUUUAAUAUAACUCCACAAACGGCCCGCACACUUCACUUGUGACCUGACAUGGAGAGUUGCACUUGUUAACUUGGCUUGAUUUUCCCCCCACACUCCUGUUGAUAAAAUGUCACUCCCCAAACUGUGACAUCAGCUGAAAGACCAACAUAAAUAGACUAGGGUUGGGUGUGUACCAACAUGGGCUCGGAAAAAAACAAGUUUAAAUGUUUCCAGUGCUUUAACUGACAUGAGGAUGAGUAGAUUCUCAAUUCUGGGUGAACUAUUCCUUUAUUAUGACAACUGUAUGGUUUUAGCUGCCAAACCUGAGGCCAGUAAACUGUAAGCAGUUUUUUCAGUGCAGCUGUUUAGCCGGUGAGCUACUGUUAGCAUGUCAGAUUAAUGUUGGUGACCAUGUGGUGCUCUCUAGUGGUCUGUGUUUCAGAACUUAAAGCGCAGCUAUUCUCAUACUAACAUGUCUUAAAGAACUAUUUACUGUAAUUUCACAUUAUGAUCCCAGGUUGAAGCAUCCUUUAGACCCCUGCUGACAGGGCAGGCAAAGAGGGCUUCAGUAGUUUCAGUAUGUAAUGAAAAAAAAAAAUUAAAGGGCCAGUACAUCUCAAUUAUAGAACACAUUUUCUUACUUACCUCUAGUGGGAUCUAGCUCUGCAGAUAGUUGUGGUUCAAUUUGCCCACUAAACACUUAAACUGUUUUCAUGAGGACUAUUUCUUUGGUGGAAACUAGUAUAGAUUAUCCAGAGUUAACAGUUUCUGGAAAGAGAAGUUGCAGUUGAAUUUUUUAACUGUAAUUUUUCAAAGCUGUGAGUAACACAAGCAAAUUCCACUUUCUUCCAUUGUGCUGAGGUGGCAGCAGAGAGACAGAUAUUUCAAAACCUAGGCACAGGAAACCAAAACUAUCUGAAGUGCUAUCACUAGAAGUAAGUGAGAAAUAUGUCUUUUUGUAAUUUGGGUGAACAGGCACUUUAAAGAUGCACCCAUGCAACAGCUUACCGGAGUAGCAGCUGAUAUCACUUACAUUUGUAUCAGUACAAUAUCAUUUUUACAGCCUAUGUUUGGCUGUUGAUGUGGAAUUGGCAUCUUUUUUUCUAGGUGUAUGUCACGUAAUACAACUAUAAAAUGUGCAACAAAAUAAAAGUGUAAUCAUGA